AGGGGCGGUACCAUCGAGGCGGCGGGCCAGAGCGGCGGCGGGCGGAGUUCCGCCGCGAUGGCGGCCAUGGCAGCAGAGGAGGAGGAGUACGAGGCGGUGCUGUGCGUGAAGCCGGCGGUGCACGUCUACCGGGUACCGCCGCGGGCCUCCAACCGCGGCUACAGAGCUGCAGAGUGGCAGCUGGACCAGCCGGCGUGGAGCGGCAGGCUGCGGAUCACGGCCAAGGGCAAGAUCGCAUUCAUUAAGCUGGAGGACAAGACCUCGGGAGAGCUUUUUGCCCAGGCGCCAGUGGAGCAGUUCCCUGGCAUCGCUGUGGAGAGCGUGACGGACUCCAGUAGAUAUUUUGUCAUCCGGAUUGAAGAUGGGAAUGGCCGCCGUGCUUUCAUCGGAGUCGGCUUUGUUGACCGAGGGGAUGCUUUUGACUUCAAUGUGGCUCUCCAAGACCAUUUUAAAUGGGUGAGGCAGCAGAGCGAGCUGGCCAGACAGGCUGAGAACCCUGAUCAGGGACCAAAACUGGAUCUGGGCUUCAAGGAGGGGCAAACCAUCAAACUCAACAUUGCGAAUAUGAAGAAAAAAGAAGGACCAACAGGGAACACCAGACCGCGUCCCGUGGGUCUUGGGGGCCUGAGCUUGCUCCCACCACCUCCCGGAGGAAAAUCUUCGGUUUGUCCUUCUGGAGAGCGGCCGUCUUCGCUCUCCACGCCCGCCCAGCUCCCGGGCACCCCCAUCACAGACUCCCUCUUGUCCUGGCCGCAGCCUGCUGCUGCUCCCUCUGCCGCCGCCACCGAUGUCUGGGGAGACUUUGCCAAAGCUUCCGGGUCAGCUUCUACCCAGACUCAGGCAAACGCAGGCUGGGUUCAGUUCUGACCCGGGCCCCUCGUCCGCUCUUCCCCACAUGGGUGCUGGGAUCAUUGCGAUUCCUUCAGGACCAAAGCAGGGGCUUUGGGACACUCUGCUCCUGCCCUUAAGUCCCCCCCGGCAUCAAAAUGCUGAAAUAAGUGCCAGAGAGCAAAUGAACAUGUGCCUUAAAACGCUCCACGCCAGCGCCCUCUGCGUUGGGGGCCUUUUAUUUUCUACCUGGAUUGCAGCAAACCUCUGAGGCUUCUCCUUUUGCAGAAAAAGUUGUCAGCUUCGUCACCUCUCCUUAGUAACGAGAGGGUGAGUGGGUGCUCAGAGCAGGACUCCUCUCACUCGCAGCGCUGCCCCAAUUAAGGUAAUUUUCGCUAAAGGUUUAUGCGAUAGAGCCUCCUCAGAGACCUCUCCGCUUUCUCCUCGCAUAUUUGGGCUGGAUAAAUCCUUCCCUCGGUGGAGAGCAUCCUCCUGGAGACUUCUCGCCUGCAAAAUCCAGACAAACGCCCACCCUAGCAAGAUGCUGAGCGUCACCCCAGUUUUUUUCUGAGCGCUUAACUCUGAUGCGGGAGGUGGGGAGCCAGACCGCUGCGUUUCGAUGCUGAAAUUCCUAAUUUCUUGCUCCAGGAAGAUUUUUUCAUCUCUAUUUUGAAGACAGAUUUUCACUUCUUUCUGUGGACAUUUUAUUAAGCGAUAUAUGCAAUGAAGGACAGAAUGGAGUCAGUCUCUUUGACAGAGCUGGGGUUGAGAUUCCUCUUUAAACAAAUAAAUAUUUUCUUACCUAUUUAUAUUAAGGC
Harpia harpyja (harpy eagle) is the source of this 1646-nucleotide messenger RNA. RefSeq names its product NECAP endocytosis associated 2 (gene NECAP2). Gene Ontology annotation, biological process: endocytosis. The record is from RefSeq and is a predicted model, not a curated record. Gene Ontology annotation, cellular component: clathrin vesicle coat; membrane. The transcript has 8 exons. The coding region runs from base 58 to 867 and encodes 269 amino acids. NCBI's taxonomy places the organism in Eukaryota, Metazoa, Chordata, Aves, Accipitriformes, Accipitridae.